UCGAACACUACCACUACUAAGAUGGCCGUUGCUCUUCGCGUGUUCUUCCUCCUUUGCGGGAUCUGCGGUCUGAUGACCGGAGGCAGCGCCGAUGCCGUGGUGAAAGUUCCUUCCUGUCCAAAGGACUAUACUCGCGUAGACGACCGCUGUUUCAUUUUUAUACACUCAGAGAGAACCUUUGCUGAUGCCCAGUUGGCCUGCGAAGCUCUUGGAGCGAAUCUGGCUUCGGUUAAUUCCGCAGUAGAAAACGCGGUCAUCCUGGAGCUCAUCAACAUUGCCAAGGGUGACCGGCUUGAACCAACCUGGAUUGGAUUCAACGACAUUGUUGUGGAUGGCACCUUUGAGUGGACUGAUGGAACUACACCAUCCUUUACUAACUUCCGUGGUGCCGACCCUUCUGAUAAUGGACCCCUGGACUGUGUGGUGAUAAACGAAGAUGAUGACGCUCCUUCUGGUGGCGCUCCUGCAGUGGUAUUCUGGGAUGCAGUCGACUGCACGGAGGAACAUUUCUUUGUGUGCGCCAAAUGUCCCGUAUAGGCCGAUGCCCCUGGAACAACCAUUCCAACCAUCUUGAUGUCUCUUGCAAGGGAAUAGUAGAUGUCUACGGUGUCUUUGUGUUUCUUUUCUUCUCCUGCAACUAUUCAGGUCUUGCCGAUCGCUGUCAGUCAAAGUAAUUUGGAACCUCUCAAAUAAAGGAAGGAAUCUGUC
This is a messenger RNA of Entelurus aequoreus (snake pipefish), 708 nucleotides long. RefSeq names its product galactose-specific lectin nattectin-like. The coding region runs from base 22 to 537 and encodes 171 amino acids. NCBI's taxonomy places the organism in Eukaryota, Metazoa, Chordata, Actinopteri, Syngnathiformes, Syngnathidae. The transcript has 7 exons. The record is from RefSeq and is a predicted model, not a curated record. Gene Ontology annotation, molecular function: signaling receptor activity.